Oldenlandia corymbosa var. corymbosa is the source of this 1179-nucleotide messenger RNA. The record is from the annotation of a GenBank genome assembly. NCBI's taxonomy places the organism in Eukaryota, Viridiplantae, Streptophyta, Magnoliopsida, Gentianales, Rubiaceae.
AUGUCGUACACGACUCUUUUGGGUCGUAUUGCCGUGGUUUGUCUUGUGGGACAGGCAUAUGGCGAUCUCAGACAUGGCUCAUCUGCGGUGAUGUCGUUGCGCCACACAACCCCAGUAGGGUAUUUCGCCAAUUUGGUUAUCACCACGGAUACCCGCGACGUAUUACUUCUCACUGCGGCGGAAAUUUCUAGCCUGCUCAAGAGGAAGCCGUUUGGAGGAUCCGAUAGGAGAUGGUUACAACAACUAGGGAUAUAUCUCCAGGUUUGGAAUGAUCGCCACGGCCAAGUUGUGGGGACUGAUGAUCUUUAUGUUGGCGAGCCUUCCGCAGAUCCGGAGUAUCUCUUGUGGUACCAUCGAGUUCUUGUGAAGUAUGUUACGGAUCCGACGGACUCAAAAUGCGAGGGUUUUCACGGUUCGCGAGACCUUGCGCCUCAUGGCCAGCGUACUUUCGACGCGGACUCCUUUGGUUAUGAUCGCUUAGGCGAGAUUGCCCAGGUUGCUGAGCGGGCGUUGUCCGUCAAUGCAACAAAUGUUGUACGUCACGAUCUCGAUAGGCAUGUUGAGGUUCAUGACAUUUUGAGUCAAGAAUUUGCACCUGUAGACCCGACCCAGCAACAUCCACCACCCAGACCUCCGAGGCGUUCGCGCAGGUCUCAGCGUGGGCGUGGGGGGCAAGAGACAAUCACAACAUCUCAGCCACAUCAGUCCUCCCAGCAUGAGCAGUCUCAUAUUUCCUUCACUGGCGGUUCAUCCCAUCAGUCUCCACAUCAGUCUCCACUCCAUUCUCGACAGCAUUCAGCCCAUCAGUCUCCACAUCAUUCAUCCCAUCAGUCUCCACAUCAUUCUUCGCCGACCCAACAGGCGUUUUACCGUCCGAUUAUGUCUCCCCAGCACCAGCAGUCCAAUUUUUCCUUCACUCAGUUUUCCUCCCCUCAGACUUCUCAGCGUCAGUUUGGAGAUUCUUUUAUUGACUUUUCUGGGUUUCAGCAGAGUUCGCUAGAUGGCCAGUCGAUACAUUACACGAGUAACUUUCUUUCGAGUAUGUUCGAGGGUGUUGCGGGUCAGCAUCAGGCUGAUAACCCAGCUGAGGUGAGCGUGAGAGUCAGGGUGAGGAUGAGGCUGAGGAUGAGGCUGAGGAUGAGGAUGAGGAUGAGGCUGAGGAUCCAAGACCAGGGAUGA